Ciona intestinalis (vase tunicate) is the source of this 1797-nucleotide messenger RNA. RefSeq lists its product as uncharacterized. Lineage: Eukaryota; Metazoa; Chordata; Ascidiacea; Phlebobranchia; Cionidae. The record is from RefSeq and is a predicted model, not a curated record. Gene Ontology annotation, biological process: protein ubiquitination; Notch signaling pathway.
AUUCAAAUUAUUAAAUUAAUGAUUCAACAUUUAUUUUUGUUUCAUUCAGGCUGUUGUAAAACAACCGUUUGUCACAACAUGCAUUAGAAUGGCUCAAAGAUAUGACGCAAUAUUUGUGGAGGUGCGGGCAAAAUUGGGCCGAGAAAUUAUUUUGUCGAAAACCCAUAUUAAUUAUUUGGUUGAACUUGGUGUCGAUGUUGAUGCGAAGAAUUCACGAAUCACGGGAAGUUGGCAAAGUGUUUGUAAAGCUCGUGAGUUUCUGGUGCGGCAUUAUCCAAGCAAUGGGGGAAGGUGGGGGGUUAAUGGGGGGUCAAAGUGGGGGCAUAAGAAUACCAAGAAUUUAAAGAACGAGGAAUUUGUUGAAAGUCGAAUGGUUGAUGCAGAUGUGUAUUCACUUGUUGCUAUGGGUGAGGAAUACAAAGCCAUGUUGCGACAGUUCAAAGUAAUUGUGAAGGAAGAGCAAUUAGAUGGGGAUUAUGACAUCAUAAAUGUAACUUUCAGCGAGAAAAAUAAGAAUAAUAUGAUGGAUUUUGUUUCUUACUUCCAAUCGAUUUAUGAACGUAGGAUGAGGUUUGUGGAUCGCGCAACGAUUGAUUUGUCAACAAAUCAACUCCAAGAUUUGUGGGAAUCGGAAAUAAAUAAAGCUGUUAAAGCAACAAAGAAAGAUUUUCCGAAUGUUAUAAUUCGAGUCUCGGAAAAGUUUGAGAGAAUUUCGAUCGCUGCGCCUCAUGGGAGGUCAGUGGUCGAUGCUAAAGCUAAACUUGCUGCGAUUUUGUUAAAAACGAACAAAAAACUUGAUGCAGACUCGAUAUUCUAUAAUGAGAGGUUCAGAAAUAAAUACAACGGGUUCGUUGUGUCUGUUGGGACGGGAAACAUAGCUGAGCAACGUACCGAUGCUAUCGUGAAUGCUGCAAAUGAUCAACUGCAGUAUGGUGGGGGGGUUACUGGGGCUAUAUAUGAUGCGGGGGGUUACAGCUUCGGGGAUGAAUGUAAGAAGAUGAUGAAGGCGCGCAAAGAUCGACCUUUAACGCCCGGGGAGGUCGUUUCUACUAAAGCUUGUGGAAAACUUAAAUGCAAACGUGUGUUACAUAUGUUAGGCCCUAUGUGGUACGGAAUAACUGAUCAUAUAUAUGAGGAAAAUGCAUCAUUAUUGUUGCAGGGGUUGGAAAAUGUGUUAAAAGUUUGUGAAGAACAUAAGUUGGCAUCUGUCUCCUUACCUCCUGUGUCUACUGGUAUAUAUGGUGGCCCACUGGAUGUGUUCUUGGAUAAGUUUUGUGAAGCUGUGUUAAAAUAUCAGGUCAAGACGGGUGGUCAUCCAACCGUCAAGAUGAUACGGUUGGUUGCACUCGAUAAUUACACGGUUGACGAUAUGCGGAAAUAUUUCGCUAGUUUCACGGCUUCAAAGGUUGCUGUUGGUUCCGUGGCAUCGAUCCAAGGCCAUAAAGUGGUGAAAGAGGAGCCACGAAGCAUGGCAUCCAAAUCAGCACAUGAUGUGGUAUCUAAUGUACAGCAUAGUGGGACAUCGAUCCCGAAGCAUGGAGUGGUAUUGGAGGAACAGGCCGGUAUGGCUUCGUUGAAGCCGAGUGGCGUGGCAUCAAGUGAAAAAUAUAGCGUGGUGUCGGAAGAGCCACAUGGCAUGGCAACUAAAGAACAUCGCCACAUAAAGCCGCAUGGGGUGGCAUCGAACACAGUGAAUGGUGUGGCUUCCAAUCCACGGCGUGAUGUGGCCGAUGGCGCAACCACAACUAGAAAGGGUGAUUAAAAAGGAAAAGGAGGUUAAACAAAAACUCGAAAACC